AUGAUCCGGCGGUCAGGCACUAUCACAUUACCAAAACCACCAGGCAGUCCUCGUUUGGCUCGAACAAAGGAGAACAUUCAAAAGCGACUGGGUCUUUCAACAGGAUGGCGCCAAGCCUCACUCGCAUCGGUAUAUCAUUUAUCACAAAAAUGGUGCCGAGACAAUUUUCCAACAUUUAUUGAGAAAGACAUAUGGCCACCAAAUAGUUCAGAUUUAAACCCACUGGACUAUUCAAUUUGGGAUCAGCUGGUCAACAACAUCAAUUGGAACAAAGUCUACUAA
Molecule: messenger RNA, 282 nt
Organism: Rotaria socialis
Lineage: Eukaryota; Metazoa; Rotifera; Eurotatoria; Philodinida; Philodinidae
Source: the annotation of a GenBank genome assembly